UUUCUUCCAACCUCCCCCCUUCCGGUCUUUUGGCGCGUCCCCGUCGUCCCUUGCCCACAUAUCCGGGGCCUAUAAACACAUCGAUUAAAUGAGACGUCUUUCUACGCCGAACAGCCCCGUGACCUUGUAGAGGAAGCGUUCGGAUCAUGUCCUCGAGGGGUAGCGCCGUUAUUUCGACUUACCGCCUGGGAUCGUAGUUCUCCGACAAAGUCGCUUUCAACCUAUUGAACAAUAUCUAUCAUCCGUUGAGAUCCCUGAAACUCAACCACACAUAUCAUGGAAAACUCCGCCGGUCUGAGUGAUAUCCAAAAGGCCGUCUGGGACGGCCGGCUACCAUUACAAAUAACCCUGGCUCCGGCAGAGAGCCGUACAUAUGACCAGACAGAUCCCUAUCUUAUCGCCUAUCCACGCCUCUCGUAUCUGCCGUUUUUACUGCCCAAACUGAAAGCUUUCUUCUCAUCCUCUUUGAUAGAGUCCGACACUCCGGCCCACGAAGGGUGGUUCUCGUUUGAAGGCGUUCCGCUCAAAUGGCACCUCCCCGCCGGCUUGCUGUAUGACCUGUACGCUGGAGCGGACCCAGCGUCUCGGGGUAGUAGGUCCGACGAUGCGGAUUCGAACGACGAGACCCUCCCUUGGAGGCUGGUGGUGCAUUUCAGCGAAUGGCCGCACGAGGAGCUGGUUCAAUUAGACAGCAACGGACUCGUCAUGCACGAUGCUUUUAUCAACAGCGUCAAGGAAGCGGAUUUCCUGCGCAACGGAAACGCUAAGGGAAUUAUGAGCCUUUCGAAGGAGGACUCGUCGGGAUUAUGGGAUUCCGUUCGGGAUGUAAACCUCUCUGACUUCCAACGCAUCUCCAACAUGCUUCUGCCCCCUCCCUCCCAAUCUUUCCGCAACAUCCCCAUUCGACUCUUCCUCCCUCUCCCUCCCGACUCGGAGUCUCCGUCUCUGAAAGUCGUUCAAUCUCUUGUUUCCCCCACUCUCCCGUCCGCCAAUGUGGCGGCCAGCCAAGUGCUUCCGUCCCGUGGUAGCCCGGCUCCCCAGACCCAGACCAUUGGCACCGCAUUGCAUUCGCUCCUUCCGAAUCUUUUCCCCAGUCGCCGUACCCCUGUGCUCGCGAAGCCAGUACUACACGGCGCUGUGGUGCCCAUGUCGACGCCCGUCGAAGAGUUAGUGAGAAGUUCGAUGUACGGGGAUGGAUGGCUCUACGUUGUGAUUAGGAUGAUGGGGUGAUUGUCCUGGGGAGUUGCUUGGGUAUUUACCUGCUUGUGGCAGUUUUGCUUUUGUUGAGAAGUUGAAUCUUGGAGAUGCGUUCUGGUUUAUAUGAUGUGGUUCCAUGGUAUAUGCUUACAAGAUAUGUCUCUGUGUGGGAUCUUUCCUAUCAACUGACAAAAGAG
Aspergillus steynii IBT 23096 is the source of this 1394-nucleotide messenger RNA. RefSeq names its product autophagy protein 5. The coding region runs from base 277 to 1230 and encodes 317 amino acids. NCBI's taxonomy places the organism in Eukaryota, Fungi, Ascomycota, Eurotiomycetes, Eurotiales, Aspergillaceae. The transcript has 4 exons. The record is from RefSeq and is a predicted model, not a curated record. Gene Ontology annotation, cellular component: Atg12-Atg5-Atg16 complex; phagophore assembly site membrane; cytoplasm. Gene Ontology annotation, biological process: cellular response to nitrogen starvation; nucleophagy; autophagosome assembly.